This is a messenger RNA of Pygocentrus nattereri (red-bellied piranha), 1966 nucleotides long. RefSeq names its product cystinosin, lysosomal cystine transporter (gene ctns). Gene Ontology annotation, cellular component: lysosomal membrane. Bases 85 to 1215 code for a protein of 376 amino acids. The transcript is spliced from 11 exons. The record is from RefSeq and is a predicted model, not a curated record. Lineage: Eukaryota; Metazoa; Chordata; Actinopteri; Characiformes; Serrasalmidae. Gene Ontology annotation, biological process: L-cystine transport. Gene Ontology annotation, molecular function: L-cystine transmembrane transporter activity.
GUCAGCUGACUCUGCUCAUGUGACCAGGAAGGACUGGCGUCUCGACUCCCGUAAACAUAUGCGGCUGUUGUGUCCAAGCUCAAGAUGAUGAACACUGGUCAUUCAGCCGCUGUUUUUCUGGCACUUUGUGCACUGUUGAUACGUUGUGAUGCAAAAGUGUCCCUGAGUGCUCUGCAUACUGUUGAUUUGGAGGAGAAAUUCUCUAAAAACAUCACCAUUACAGCAAGUUUUUACCUGAACACUACUGCAAACAUCUACUUUAAUAUUACAUACUCCUCAAAAAAUGACUCUUCAUCAAUAAUUCAUCUUCCAAAGGAAGUUGUUAUGUCAGCAGGAAGCACAUCAGCUACGUUUGAAGUUCAAGGAGAGAAUGUUGGUCAAGUGACUGUAUAUCUGUACAGCAACAACACUGACAUAGAAAGCAUAAAAACCCGAAUAAGAUUCUUGGUUGUGAGAAGCUAUGCUCUUGCUGUCAUCAACCAAAUUAUUGGCUGGAUCUACUUCAUAGCCUGGUCUAUUUCCUUCUAUCCUCAGGCAUAUGAGAACUGGAAAAGAAAGAGUGUGGUGGGCCUGAACUUCGACUUCCUCGCUCUGAACCUCACCGGAUUUAUUUCCUACAGCGUCUUCAAUGUUGGCCUUUUUUGGAUACCUUACAUAAAGGAGGAAUUCUUGAAGAAAGAUCCAAAUGGAGUCAAUCCUGUGGAUGCCAAUGAUGUGUUUUUCAGUUUGCAUGCGUUGGCCCUAACUCUCGUUUAUGUCUGCCAGUGUACAAUAUAUGAGAGCGGAGGACAAAAGGUGUCCAAAGUGGCCAUGAUUUUACUUGGAAUUGCUUGGACCUUUGCCUUUGUCACACUCUUUGUUGCGGUUGCUCAGAAGAUCACAUGGCUGCAGUACCUGUACUAUUUCUCCUACAUUAAAUUAGGGGUCACACUGGUUAAGUACAUCCCUCAGGCUUACAUGAACUACCAGAGACAAAGCACAGAGGGAUGGAGCAUUGGAAAUGUGCUACUGGAUUUCACAGGAGGCAGUUUUAGCCUCCUUCAGAUGUUCCUGCAGUCAUAUAAUAACGAUCAAUGGAGGCUUAUAUUUGGAGACCCGACAAAGUUUGGAUUAGGCGUGUUCUCAAUAUUUUUUGAUGUUAUAUUCAUAAUUCAGCAUUAUUGCCUUUACCGCAGUAAAGCUCCAGAAUAUCGGAUAUUAGGUAGUGAUGAAUAGGCAAGUACACUAAUGUUCACAUGAGAUUGUGACUUCAGCUCUCCACACACACACACACAUUUUCUCCCUCAGCGUUGGUGGUGGGGGGGGGUAUUUUCUGGAUAUUCUCAGUUACUGCAUUGCAGUGUUGCCUAGUGCCUAAACACGUCACCAGCAGUGCACCUUUCUGAUGCUAGCCCUAAAUGUAUUUUUGCAUUCCGCUUCUUUGAUUGCGUAAAAAGAAGCAGUGAAAGCUUAAUAAGAAAAGCUAACAUAUAAAAAUGUUGGGAUUCUGGGAUAUUUUGUGUCUGGGAAUGAAUUUCAUUUUUCCUGGACGGGCAACCAAAAUCCAGGUCAGUUCAGGAAUAUCCUGGGUGAGCGGCAGCCCUACGGGAGACUAGUUCCUGUUUAGUGGGAAGUGCCUUACAGUAACAUAACCUUAUAGCUACCUCUCCUACUGUUCUCAGAAUAACACCGAGAACAUGUUUGUAACACCAUGGAAUAAUGCUUAUAGGUCUAUGUUUUUCGCAAGCAACUUGUGAUACAUUUUAUGGAAAUAGUUUUUUUCUGUAUGAAGUGAACUGAUACAAAUUUGAAUUUUGCUGGCAAUUAAAGGGACUAAAUAGGUUUAUUCUUUAUGCUAAUUGUAUCUCUGCAAAAUGUGAUUGCACCCGCAGACUGCUUUUUAUAAUCUUUUGAAUACUGUAGUUGUACUGUGCCUUUUUAGUUGUUUUGGUAUCAAUAAAUGGAUUUUUUCCCCCUUUUUAAUGUU